This is a messenger RNA of Leucoraja erinaceus (little skate), 5896 nucleotides long. RefSeq names its product myelin regulatory factor (gene myrf). Gene Ontology annotation, molecular function: sequence-specific DNA binding; DNA-binding transcription factor activity. NCBI's taxonomy places the organism in Eukaryota, Metazoa, Chordata, Chondrichthyes, Rajiformes, Rajidae. The record is from RefSeq and is a predicted model, not a curated record. The coding region runs from base 454 to 3807 and encodes 1117 amino acids. Gene Ontology annotation, biological process: protein autoprocessing; central nervous system myelin maintenance; positive regulation of DNA-templated transcription. The transcript is spliced from 28 exons. Gene Ontology annotation, cellular component: nucleus; endoplasmic reticulum membrane.
GGGGGAAGGAAUCGGAAUCGGGGAUCUAGCGGGAACGUAGUACUUGUUCUAUGUUCUUAUUAAAGACAACGCGUUGUAUCCUCUUGCAGGCUUGAAGGAGUGAGAGGCGCAAGCCACCCUCAAUUAUUCCGUGCUGAAGUUUCAGCCAAAACACAAUUAGAGAUAAAGUUAGUUUUUUGAACCUGCCCGGCGGUGUAGCCCGAGCCACGUCAGCCACCGGGGAGACAGACAGACAGACAGACAGACUACACUGGCUUUUAGCAGGUACACUGAAGAAGGUGCGAGUUCUUGGAUUACCAAGUGGGGGCAACGGAGCUGCUCCCGAUCCCUCCGCCAAUCUUUCGCUUGUAUCAUUGCUUGUGGUGGGGAAUUUCGUGAUGUUUUGAAGUCGUGGGGAGGCGGGCGAACUCUGUCCAUGGAUGUGUCGGGGAAGAAUCGCUAGCUGCCAGAGACAUGGAAGUGGUUGACGAGACUGAAGCUUUGCAACGCUUUUUUGAAGACCAAGAGGUAGCCCAGUCCCGAAUGGCUUAUGCGGAUGGCCCCUUCAGACAUUACCACACAGGACAUGAAAUCAAUGGAGCUCUCGACACUUCCAACAUUGACACGAGUAUUCUGGAGGAGUACAUCAGCAAAGAAGACUCUUCUGAAAUCUGUUUUCCAGAUCUCCCAGUCUCCGUGAGUUAUUCCAACCCUCAAGCAUUGGCCAAUGGUUCGGUGGGUCAUUCCAUUCCUGGCGCCAUUGUCAACAGUCCUUCCACCAGUGGAGUCAACCAUCUCUGUCAUGUAACCGCUGGCUCUAUUCCCAUGGCAACCAGGCAUGGAGGUCACAUGCCUAACCCUGCAUCAUGUGGCCCAGGCCUCAAUGGCCAUCUGAACUGCCCCUGCAGCAAUGGGAUGAUCGUAAAAAGCUAUCCCAACAACAUUUGUAUGAACAGCAACACUACUGCUAUCAAAGUGGAACCAAAGCCCUCCUAUGCACCUGGCACUUUACCUGAAUCUCCUCCUGAUUCCGGAUCUGAGCCGUACUCCCCUCCACAGGCAAACGCAGAGUCCCACCUGCUCCGCACCAUGACACCUGAGCACCUGUGUCACAUGGCUCCUCCAUCUCGCCUGGACCAUCCUGCCACCACCCACCUACAGCCACCACACCCCCACACACUGCCCAACCCCCACUACCCCACCAUGCCGCGGGACAUGUACAUGAAGCCCGAGCCCACGAUGACCCAGUAUCCAGUGGCAGGAAUGUCGCCAAAUGAGCUCCAUCAGGCCCAGCAGUCCCAGAUGCUUCACCAGCUACUACAGCACCACGGUUCAGAGGGCAUCCCUAUGCAUGCAGCCAAGAAGAGGAAACAUUCGGACUCGCCGCCAAAUACUUUAAACACUCAGAUGUUGAAUGGGAUAAUAAAACAGGAGCCAGGGUUGAUGCAAGACAACGACAGCCUAAAUGGUUCCUACCUGGACCCUAACUACCAAUGCAUUAAAUGGCAGCCACACCAGCAGAACAAAUGGAGCGCUCUGUGUGACGCCAAUUGCAAAGACUUACCUAAUCCAAGCUAUAGAGUGGACGCUGACAAAGGCUUUAACUUCUCUGUCCCUGACGAUGCCUUUGUUUGCCAGAAGAAGAACCACUUCCAGGUCACGGUGUACGUCGGCAUGAUGGGUGACCCCAAAUAUGUGAAGACAUCUGAGGGGCUCAAACCAAUCGAUUUCUUCUUCUUAAAAUUGCACGGAGUAAAGUUGGAGACAAUAAACCAGAGCAUCAACAUUGAGCAGUCACAGUCAGACCGCAGCAAGCGACCCUUCAAUCCCGUCACGAUUAACAUCCCUUCUGAUCAGGUCACAAAAGUCACUGUUGGAAGGUUACAUUUCAGUGAAACAACAGCUAACAACAUGAGAAAGAAGGGGAAACCCAAUCCUGACCAAAGGUACUUCAUGCUGGUGGUCACUCUUCAAGUUCAGACCCAGAAUCAGAAUCACCUUGUGGCUGCUCAAAUCUCUGAAAGAAUUAUUGUCCGGGCGUCAAACCCUGGACAGUUUGAGAGCGACACAGAUGUCCUGUGGCAGCGUGGCCAACUUCCGGACACGGUCUUCCACCACGGUCGAGUGGGUAUUAACACAGACCGUCCUGAUGAAGCGCUGGUUGUCCAUGGCAACGUCAAGGUCAUGGGCUCAUUAAUGCACCCAUCAGAUGCUCGGGCAAAGGAGAACAUCCAAGAGGUGGACACCACAGAACAGUUGAGGAGGAUCACACAGAUGCGGCUCGUCCAGUAUCAGUACAAGCCAGAGUUUGCUGCCACAGCAGGCCUGGAAAAUGGUUCUCAGACAGGUGUCAUUGCACAAGAAGUGAAGGAAAUUCUGCCUGAGGCAGUGAAGGAGUCAGGGGAUGUGGUCUGUGCUAACGGAGUGACCAUUGAGAAUUUCCUGGUGGUUAACAAGGAACGGAUUUUCAUGGAGAAUGUUGGGGCAGUCAAGGAGCUUUGUAAACUAACUGACAACCUCGAGACACGGAUCAACGAACUGGAGACAUGGAGUCGGAAACUGGCCCGGUUAAAGCGUCUGGACAGCAUGAAGUCCACUGUCAGUGGGGGGACACUGAGCCAAACGGGCAGCCAUUUUAGUCGGGCUGGAAGUGGGCAACAUAAGAAGAGGCAUCCAAAGAUUGGUGACAAGGCUCCAUCUAACCCAACAGAGCAAAGUUGCCUGAGCCAGAAGUUCCUGCAGGGCACCAUCAUUGCUCUGGUCAUCAUCAUGGCAUUCAGCGUAAUAUCCAUGACCACUCUUUACGUGCUAAACUUGCGAAAUGAUGAUGAUGCAGAUGCUGAUGGACCUUUUGGAAAUGUAAAGCCAGAAGCAACCGCAGCAGAAAACCACUGGCCUACACCUCUGGGCUGGCAUCGGACUGUUGGAGCACAACAUCCAGUUGCUGUACCUUCACCUGCUUCUCCUGCUUCCAGUUCCCAAUCCCUCCGUCCACUUAGUUUAUGCAACACUUCUCCAUGUGAAGUGUUGUGCUGCCCCCUUAACUCUACAAAGCCACCCACAAGUAGCAUCCUGCCAGUGACCACCAUCCCAUUGACCCCUUCUCCAGCUAGCACUAACCAUUCCACUGCUGAUCAGACUGGCCCGUCCUCCAGUAGCAACAUCAAAGCCAAAUCAUCAGUAAACGAGAAUCAGAAGGAGUAUAACACGAGGCACAUGGCUCCCAGGGACGGGACUGGAGGCUCAAACAAUGACAGUCCACCACCGCAGGUCCCCAACAUCCACGGCAAAUCAAAGUUUCCUCCUCACUACACCAGCACGCAGAAUAAACUACCUGGACUCCAGGCACGAAGCCACAGAAGUGUCGAGCAGUCAGAUACUACCAACAGCAACAAAGACUGGCAGAACACCACCUUAUCUUCGAUCCAGAUUGUGGAGACUGGUCUGGAGAUCACGGAGCAGUACUGUUCGACACAGGGAUCCUGCAGCUCAGGGAAUUACACCUACUCAAUCCCAGUCAGCAAGACCACAUCCGUGGACACCACCAUCAUGAUGCAGAUGAAGACCGCUUCACCUCUCGUUGUUUACCUGUGUAAUGUUAACUAUGGCAACUUAUGUGGAACUGUAUCAAAUACUGGCUUGAAAAUGAACAGAUCAACGACCCAGGGAACAACGCAUAACUGGCCACUGCUGGUCGGGCCGUACUAUGACGUCACCUAUCACUUCCGAGUGGCUGCUCCAAACCAGGCUACAUGCAGAAGAGAGAGCACGUCCAUAGGAGAUUCCUUCACACAGUACAGCUUCAAUUUCUACCGAAUCUGCAAUUGAGCAGGAAGGAGGGUUCCACGGAGCUAGUGACUUGGUUGAGUGUGGGAAUGAGAGACCAAAAGGUGGCGCUUUCGAUUGUCCAGCUCGGCAGUAAGGAACUCUCAUUGAGAGUACGUGGCCCAGUACUUGCUCUCUCUCACUGACUCAGGGAAUGGCCGAUAGACAAGAGUCCAAUUCCUGGUUGCAGCCACCCGCUGAUUCUGCUGGACGAUGUUUCUGUGUAGACUUCAAUUGAAGACAGGGGCAGGCUUAGCUUCAACGCGUGAAAAUCGGGCAAGUAACUGGAUGUCAGGUCAACGAUCUGAUCAGUAAAAUGGAGACAGUGGGAACUGCAGAUGGUGGAAUCUAGUGCAGAACACAAAGUGCUGGAGUAAAUCAGCGGGGCAGGCGGCAUAUGUGGAUGACGUGGAUAGGGGAGGUUUGGGGUCGAAACUCUUCCUCAGACUCACCCCACUGUCCCAUUGAAUGGAAGAUCUAUACGAUGCCUCCAACACUUAACGCUGCGAUGAAGGGUCUCGACCAGAAGUGUCACCUAUCCAUGUUCUCCAGAGAUGCUGCCUGACCCGCAAAGUUGUUAUUCCAUCACUUUGCGUUCUCCAACGAUUUGUUCAGCCGGUCCCAUUGAAUGGCAGGACAGAUUCAAGGCCUAGUGUCACUGUGAUCACGCCGCCCACCGGUACAAGAUCACCACCAAGAACUGGGCCCCAUCGAGGUGGAGCCUGUUCCCCACAUCACCACCCUUGCUCCACCACUUAAUGUUGCGGUAGCUUUUACUGGCAGUGCCUGGGUUUCUACACAACACACUCGGGCAAGGUACUAAGCGGGCACAUGGUCUCCGUUCGUUACCAGUCCAGAAUCAAAUCUCAGGAGAGGAAUAAAAUUGAAGAGGAAACUGGAGACGCUCACACUUAAUUAACAUCAAGGGUGUUGAUACUUUUUUUUAAAUCUAGAAAACUGGAUUGUAUCAAAUACGAGGUCAAUCGACUCCCAAGAAUAGGCUGUCAAGUCGGUACGAUUCCACUGCUUAACCUUAAUAACGGUAUCUUAAAAAAUAUAAAUUGCUAAAUAAAAAUAGCUCAAAGCUCCCUGUAAAUAUUAUGUAUUUUUAAUUGCCGUUGCAAUCAUUUCUUAAAGCACUAAUUUUUAUUUUAUUUUUACAAUCACUUGUUAAUCGUUGUACGUACAUUAGCUUUUUUUUAUGUGUCAGGAUUCUUGUUUUAUUCUGCGGUGGGUUAAGUCUAAACGAGGCUUACAAAUAAGUUUCUGCUAUUUUUGUUUUUAGCUUCAGUGUACUUGAGGUUCUUUGUGUUAUUGAAGAUAUAUUUAUUGUUCUGUUCUGAUGCCUUGACAGCUAACUGCUCUUGUUUAUCUGUAUUGUCCAGUUAGAAAUUGUAUGAAACUUUAGUACUAUGUCACAACAGCAGGGAUGAAACAAUAUUCUUAGCCAACCUUGCAUCAUCCACAAAUGUGAAAAUCCAUUCUCUUUCUCCCAUGCCCAACAUCUUAAAUUCGAAAUCACUUUAAAAUGAUCAGGGUUCGUGUCUCUAAAGGCACCGUUCUCGUGUUACCGUUUUAAAAGCGUCCCUUUAUCAUAAUAUAACCAAUUGAGAUGUAAUGUCAUUGCCCGCAUUAAUUGUAGCCCAAUUCAGUCUGAAAAUUGGAGUAAUGUACUGGAUUACCCGUGGUGUUACAUCGCGAGAACAAAGCUUCUUUUCAAGGAUUUAAAAAAAAUCUGUGGUUAAUCUCGCCUCACAUCUGAUGAAUCGAAUCCGAUGUUGCAUAACGUGGCUAAUUCUUUGAUCUCUUCUGUUGCCAAAUUAGGAUUCGUACUUUUGACGAAACGUAUUACGAUCGUUGAUUAUGUUCAUCUCUUACCAAAUAGUACUCGGCUGUCGAUAUGCAAUAAAUAUUGUUAACUCAAACAUUCCUGUGGCUCAUGGUACAUUUAACUGUCGACCGUUGAGAUAACAAACACCACUAAGUGCUUUUUUUUUACAUCGCUUGUUGAUUUUAAUUUCAAACGUUGUCAAAUCGAUAUGUAUCAUUUUUUUUUACCUAGCAUUUAACAAUAAAACAUUAUUAUUCAAGG